Molecule: messenger RNA, 2186 nt
Organism: Chenopodium quinoa (quinoa)
Lineage: Eukaryota; Viridiplantae; Streptophyta; Magnoliopsida; Caryophyllales; Amaranthaceae
Product: protein UPSTREAM OF FLC-like
Exons: 3
Coding region: 477-1832 (451 amino acids)
Source: RefSeq, a predicted model, not a curated record
UGCAAAGUCAUUGCACUAAACACCACUUAAAUAAAUUUAUUAUAAGAUUAACCAAUUUCAUUUAAAUAUAAAUCCCUUUCAUAAACCAUGAUCCAUAAAAAUGAGACCACCAAACUAACCUUAUUAUUAUUAUUUUUAAAAAUCUCAUCUUAUAUUCUAUGAAUUCAAUUCAACCAUAAGUUGAAAAAAAUGAAUAAAUACAAAACAAGAAUUACUUGUAUUAGAGCAAAAACCUCUGACUAUAAACUCUGCCAAAUUAGUACUGAAUUUUAAACAAAUUCCACCUUUGUUUUCUUCCUCUUGUCUCAUUAUAUUUCCCCCUUUCUCUCUCCUCAUUUCUCCCCCUUCUUAUUUUGAAUCCCCUCUUCACUCCCCCAAACCAAACCUCCCUCCAUUUCUCCAUUUUCUCCCAAAAAAAAAAAAAGAGAAAAAGAAAACCCAUCAUUUUAAUUUAAAGCUUCUGUAAUUCCUCAUCAAUGGCGGUAACAUUGAGCAGAGGAAGAAGCGAGCAACUUCAUCUCCAGAAAAUCAAAGAAAAACAAGAAGAUUACAUAAAUGAUCAACAAAAUCAGCUGAAAAAAGCAAGUGUAGUUCCAGUAGUUUAUUAUCUUUCCAGAAAUGGUCAGCUUGAACAUCCUCAUUUCAUGGAGGUUCCUCUCUCUUCUUCUCAUGGUCUUUUUCUCAGUGACGUCAUUCAUCGCCUUUAUCUUCUUCGUGGUAAAUCCAUGCCUUCUCGCUACUCCUGGUCCUCCAAACGGAGCUACAAAAGUGGAUAUGUAUGGCAUGAUUUGGCGGAGAAUGAUUUCAUACAUCCAGUUCACGGAGGAGAGUAUGUUCUCAAAGGUUCCGAGAUUCUAGUCGAAAAUACAAUUUCUUCGCCGACUGCAUCCAAAUCAUCUGAAACGACGUCGUCAUCUUCAAGCGCGAAGAAUACUCCGGCAGCCGGAGAUUCUGAUUUUCCGGCGGUGAGGAAUCGCCGGCGGAAUCAGUCUUGGGGAGCGAUUGACUUGCACGAGUACAAAGUGUAUAAGACUGAGUCAACCCACGAGUUCGCCGGAAAAGCAGCGGCUGACGCGUCAACUCAGACUGACGAGAAACGACGUCGUCGGAAGGCGGUCGUUAUAAAGGAAGAACCCGAGGAAGAAAAAGCCGAGGAAAUACAACAGAGUACGGAGUUGAGUAGGGAUGAGAUUUCACCACCACCGUCGGAUUCAAGUCCGGAGACAUUAGAGUUGUUGAUGAAAGCUGACGGUAGAUUAUUACUAGGUUCAUCAUCGUCGUCAUCAGCUUCAUUACAAGCUGCUAAUCAAGGUGAUCAUAGUAAUAAUCAGACGAUUGGGAGUUGUCCAAGUGGCAGAAUGAAAGCGUCUACUGUUUUGAUGAGCUUGAUUUCAUGUGGAUCGAUAUCGUUUAAAGACUGCGGGGCGGUCGCGGUGAAAGACAACGGGUUUUCAUUGGUGUCUCAUUAUAAGACGAGGGUACCACGUGGCACAUUAGUCGAGGACGGGGGUAAUGAGAUGAUGAUGGUGGAGAUGGAGAAUAAUGUGAGUAGUAAGUUUGCGAAAAUGGCGUUGGAAGAUAAAGAGUAUUUUAGCGGGAGUUUAAUCGAGACUACGAGUAAGAAACAAGAGCUUCCUACUAUGCUUAAACGAUCUUCUUCUUACAAUGCUGAUAGGAGUGUGCAUAUGAAGUUGGAGGAAAAAGAAGUGGAAGGAGUUAGAGCAAAAUGCAUACCGAGGAAACCAAAAACUCAAACAAGUACUAGUAAGAAAGAAUGUCACACGGAUUCUACUCGUGCUACCAUCAACAAUACUUGUCAAGAGCGAAAUUAAUGUUAAGCGCCUUGGUCACUACUGAUUCCAUAAUGUGACUUAUUAGGAUUUCUUAUAUCAGUUAUAUGUAAUGUGAUUUCCUCUUGUCUAACCUACAAGACUAUUAUAUUUAUUAGUGGUAAAUUAUAUCAUUAGGAAGAAUGAUGGAAAUUAACGAGUUAGAAGGUUGAAAAAUCAAGGGGACAAAUGUUCAUACGCCGUGACUAGUACGGUGGAUAACGUACAUUAACAUUGUAGGAAUUUCUGUAGUAGACUAGUAGUAGCAACUGAAGUGGUAAUUUUGGGAAUUCGGGAAAGCUUUUGCAUUUUAGAAAUGUGCAUGAAAAAAAAAAAACCAUGAAAGCUCCUUUUUCA